UUGAAAAGACAAAACGAAAUUCAGCCAAAGGGUGGUAUGCUAGGACCGCUCGGAAUAAAAGGCGAUCCGAAAAGCCCGGGGAAGUCAUUUGGGUUUAACCAACCUUCUAAUAACAAGGCGGUUGGCUUAGAUUGUACUUUGUAAAGCAGCUCGCUUUUUGACAACCAAUAUUUUGUGACGUAUAUUAUGACGAAUGGUGUUCUGUCAUUCUUUAGACUGCUAUCCGACUUCAACACACGUUUCUUUUCACAAGAGAACAACUUUGUGCUCAAUCAUUCAAAUGCUUAGAUAUUUAUCAACCUCAUUGCAGACUUGAUCUUUUAAUAGGAGGUGGUACCCCUUUUUAAAAUCUAUUUUGAUGAAACCACUGCACUUUCUUCUUGCAACGUAACUGACAUGUUACAUUCUGACAACAGUCUGAAUCUCAUCUCACGGGGGUUGCACCUCUAUGUUGACGACGGGCAACAUUUCAAAAUAAAUCGUCAUCACUAACAAGUCGAGAACUCGUCAUAUCUGUCUUCUGAAAACAUCUCUCACGGCUCGGCAGGAAACCGUCAUUUUGGAACGACGACGACGACAACGAAUGCGAUGACGAUUUUGAAGCAAGAAAAACUAUUGCUGACGAUUUAUUGACUACCCAUCGAACCGCUUUCGUUCAAUUUUUCCAGAACUUGCAUUCCUAGCAGGAAUCAAUAAUUAGUCUGCAAAUUAAUGUUCCUAAGAAGACAUCUAGAAGAAAUUGAGAUUGUAUAGCGUUUGAAGAAGGCGAAUCUUCUUUUGAAAGCCCGCUUUCAUGCAGAGUUAAUCGCCAACCUGUCCGGCGUUCAGUGUUUGUCAAAACUGGAGGGACACAUAUUUCUUGCCGUACUUUUGAAUUGGCUUGACGGGAUCGGAGGUGCUCCGUACGUUACUUUCUGUAUGUACGGUUGUCUAUGAAAUCAUCGGUCUUUUUCACUGCCGAAAUAUAUCAACAAAUAUUUUAAAGAUUGCAUUAACAACCAGUGUAACGGUUGGAGAAACAAAUCAAGGACUUGCGAGAAAAUCUUCAAUUUUCGGUGAUCAUUGACCACGCUUAAAUUUUCCCCGAUGAUGUCGAUGAUGAUGGAAGAAUCUCAUUCGGAGUCGGCGCUGUACUCGACGCCGACCUGCGUCCAGCUGGGUAUACCUCUCCCUGACUGCCCGGGCGGUAUGUACCCCAUCAGAGACCCUCAUCACCCAUCAUCAAAUAACCCCGACGUCCCCUUCCCCGUACCAAACUACCUCGACCCUCGCUACGCUAGCUCCUUCAUCAGCCACUACGGGCAUAGCUAUGUCCCACUCCCGAACCCAUUCGGAUUCUACGAUCUCGAGCCGAGUUUCAUCCGAAGACGCAACGAACGCGAGCGGGAGCGCGUUAGGAAUGUCAACGAAGGCUACGCGCGUUUGAGGGAACACCUCCCGUGCGACAACCCGGAGAAGCGUAUGAGUAAAGUCGAAACAUUGAGGAUGGCUAUUCGAUACAUCAAGCAGUUGCAGGGCGUGAUCGUCGAUGGUGAUGAAGGGGAGAAAGAAAACAACUGUGGAGAACCGGAGGAGAAAGAAAGUGGUUACCAUAGCAGCGAGGGAGAUGAGAAAUAAAUAUCAUUUAUUCAGAUUUUUGUCAAACAAUUUAAGCUUUUCGGCAUCUGGUCGUCAACUCUUUGUGGCAUUAUUUUGUAAAACAGUUAUCGGAGUCGCCCUUUGGACUACACAUCACCUAUUUUACUCAAGAAGCUUUAUGGAUGAACAUAGUUUUGAAACGAAAAUAAUUUUAUUAGAUCAUUUCAAAACGCUAAAACAUGGCUGAUUAUAGAGAUUGUGAUGAGUGCUGAAUUCUCAUAAAGGAAUCUUUACAAAAUUUGACUUCGUCAUUCUUCAUCCGAAACAAAACAACUCUUACAUUCCGAAAUUGUAUGAUUAUAAAAUUGUUAUUUCUUAUUGUGGAUUCACCUCAACCAUCACAGGCAUCUUCUUCCGAUAUUAUGAGGGGAAAAUAUCGGCACUUCAGGAACCGCAUAUUCAGUUCCUUAGAUUUCAAAUCUUUCAAAGCGAGAAUCAUUUGAACUUCGACCUUCCAAGGUGUUCCUGAGAAUAAUUUAACCAAAAUGUAUUGUUGGUUAUAAAUAAUUUGAUUACCAAACUACACAAUCUCUUUGGUGGUAUUUUUAAGUUUACAAACUUGCCUGGAAUUUAUCAAUAAUAUCGGGAGUAGUGCUUGCUUUAUAAUGGUGUCUACUUGUACGGCAGCAGAUAUUAAUGUGUGCUAAAAAAAUGUGCAAUUCUGAUUUAUAAUGUAUAUACAUGUAUAUUUUGUAAAUAUCAAGAAAGAGAGAUUUAAUUUAGAAAUUCAUGAGCGAGGAUGUGUUUUGAAAGCUGUUCAAUAUCAUUGCCUCAUUACAAACUGAUAUUCAUGUAGCGGCUGUACAGUGUACGUGUUUUUUUUUAUAAACAAAAUUAUCGUUUGGUUACAUUCUAUUGUUGUGUGCUAACCCCCCC
Molecule: messenger RNA, 2514 nt
Organism: Strongylocentrotus purpuratus (purple sea urchin)
Lineage: Eukaryota; Metazoa; Echinodermata; Echinoidea; Camarodonta; Strongylocentrotidae
Product: achaete-scute homolog 5
Exons: 2
Coding region: 1087-1617 (176 amino acids)
Biological process (GO): developmental process; regulation of transcription by RNA polymerase II
Molecular function (GO): DNA-binding transcription factor activity, RNA polymerase II-specific; RNA polymerase II transcription regulatory region sequence-specific DNA binding; protein dimerization activity
Source: RefSeq, a predicted model, not a curated record